This is a messenger RNA of Octodon degus (degu), 1960 nucleotides long. Its product is annotated as protein PRRC2A-like. The coding region runs from base 248 to 1960 and encodes 570 amino acids. NCBI's taxonomy places the organism in Eukaryota, Metazoa, Chordata, Mammalia, Rodentia, Octodontidae. Gene Ontology annotation, biological process: cell differentiation. The transcript is spliced from 13 exons. The record is from RefSeq and is a predicted model, not a curated record.
GGGGCACUCCCGGGGGCGGCGGUUGCCCGGAUGGGCCGUUAGUCGGAGCCUAGUCGCGGAGUGAGCGAGGGAGACGGGAGGAGCCGAACCCGGCGCCAUCCGCCGCCAUCCGCCCCCGCCCCACCGCCAUCCCGCCCCGGGGAGCCGCUAAACCCGGGUCCCAGACCCUCGCGCACCCGGCCAGGCUCCGGCACGUUUCGGGGGAGGUGCCUGCAGGACCCAACGUACUCAAUGAGCUUCCAGCGCAAUGUCCGAUCGCUCGGGGCCGACUGCCAAGGGGAAGGAUGGAAAGAAGUAUUCCUCGCUCAACCUGUUUGAUACGUAUAAGGGCAAGUCCUUAGAGAUCCAGAAACCUGCUGUUGCCCCUCGCCAUGGCCUACAGAGUCUCGGGAAAGUUGCCAUUGCCCGGCGUAUGCCACCCCCAGCCAACCUUCCAAGCCUGAAAGCUGAGAACAAAGGCAAUGACCCCAAUGUCUCACUAGUCCCGAAAGACGGAACAGGAUGGGCAAGCAAACAGGAGCAGUCCGACCCCAAGAGUUCCGAUGCCUCAACUGCUCAGCCGCCGGAGUUGCAGCCGCUGCCGGCUUCACAGACGCCUGCCCCCAGCCAAGUGAAGCGACCCCCAACAGCCCCCGAGAACACUCCUUCGGCUCCAAGCGGGGUAAAGUCCUGGGCGCAGGCCAGCGUCACCCAUGGAGCACACGGAGAUGGUGGAAGGGCAUCAAACCUACUGUCACGAUUCUCUCGAGAGGAAUUUCCGACCCUGCAGGCGGCUGGCGACCAGGACAAGGCUGCCAAGGAAAGGGAGUCUGCCGAGCAGUCGUCUGGGCCAGGACCAAGCCUCCGCCCCCAAAAUUCUACAACCUGGAGGGACGGAGGUGGGCGUGGCCCUGAUGAGCUGGAGGGCCCGGACUCCAAACUUCAUCAUGGUCACGAUCCCCGGGGGGCACUGCAGCCUUCAGGCCCACCCCAGUUCCCUCCUUAUCGCGGGAUGAUGCCGCCCUUCAUGUAUCCCCCAUAUCUCCCGUUCCCUCCGCCCUAUGGACCCCAGGGGCCUUACAGAUACCCCACUCCUGAUGGGCCCAGCCGUUUCCCCCGUGUGGCAGGUCCUCGGGGCUCAGGGCCACCAAUGCGCCUUGUAGAGCCUGUGGGUCGGCCUUCUAUUCUAAAAGAGGAUAAUCUCAAAGAGUUUGACCAGUUGGACCAGGAGAAUGAUGACGGCUGGGCAGGGGCCCAUGAGGAGGUCGACUACACUGAAAAACUCAAGUUCAGCGAUGAGGAAGAUGGGCGAGACUCUGAGGAGGAGGGAGCUGAGGGCCGCAAGGACUCCCAACCCGCUGCUGGUGAGGAACGGCCCCCUGAAGCAGAUGGCAAAAAGGGCACCUCCCCUGGCAGCGAGCCGCCCCCUCCCAAGACGGCCUGGGCAGAGACCUCUCGGCCUCCAGAGACAGAGCUGGGGCCUCCUGCCCCAAAGCCUCCCCCACCCCCACCUCACCGGGGCCCCGCCGGGAACUGGGGCCCGCCUGGGGACUACCCAGACCGCGGGGCUCCGCCCUGCAAGCCGCCUGCACCCGAGGAUGAGGAUGAGGCCUGGCGCCAGCGUCGAAAGCAGUCUUCUUCUGAGAUCUCCCUGGCUGUGGAGCGGGCCCGGCGGCGCCGUGAGGAGGAGGAGCGGCGCAUGCAGGAGGAGCGCCGGGCUGCCUGUGCUGAGAAACUCAAGCGUCUGGAUGAGAAGUUUGGGGCUCCUGACAAGCGGCUCAAGGCAGAGCCUGCCGUCCUGCCUGCUGCUGCUGCUGCUGCUGCUAGCACUGUCCCCCUCACACCACCUGCAGUUCCCAAGGAGCUCCCCACACCGCCAGCACCUCCCCGAAAUGUCUUUGAGGGGAAAGCAGCUAAGAUUUUCCCAAUUAAACCAUCCAUCCCCAAUUCUGUGUCUACAGCCGGUGGUUCCAUGCACUAA